Messenger RNA from Daphnia pulicaria, 462 nucleotides. RefSeq lists its product as uncharacterized. NCBI's taxonomy places the organism in Eukaryota, Metazoa, Arthropoda, Branchiopoda, Diplostraca, Daphniidae. The record is from RefSeq and is a predicted model, not a curated record. The transcript is spliced from 2 exons. Bases 28 to 462 code for a protein of 144 amino acids.
GAUCUGGUGGUGAUAGUACGAGAUGCCAUGGUGCCUCCUAUCAGUGUCCAAAAGGCAGUAGCCAAAAAAUCAGCUCCAAAAUCAUCUGCAACUCAGAAACAUGGCACUGGCCAUAAAUCUACCUCUCCACCACGUAACUUGUCAGUUGAAAAGUCAUCAACAGUUAUUAGGAAGACCAUGGACAUCUUAUACGAAGACAUGGAGGGGUUAGAUUUCCAGUUGAUCACUGUGGGAAAUGAAGACAAGUCCAAUGAAUCUGCUGACAGCAGCCUUCAUCAUGAAGAUGAUCAGCAAGGAAUUUUUUCUUCAGAAUCAGAGGACGAAGACGAAGAUGUGAUUCCUCCUACUCCGCCUCCAGCGAAGAGAAAACGUAGAAAUCAGUCUGUCAAAUCAUUGAGCAGCACCAAAUCUAAGGUUUUUUUUAUGGUAAAACACGUAAUAGUACCUUACAGUCAAUAUUGA